Molecule: messenger RNA, 3854 nt
Organism: Leucoraja erinaceus (little skate)
Lineage: Eukaryota; Metazoa; Chordata; Chondrichthyes; Rajiformes; Rajidae
Product: dnaJ homolog subfamily C member 5
Exons: 7
Coding region: 156-665 (169 amino acids)
Biological process (GO): regulation of synaptic vesicle cycle
Cellular component (GO): membrane; intracellular membrane-bounded organelle; presynapse
Source: RefSeq, a predicted model, not a curated record
GAGGUAGUGAAGCGCCGACGCGGGGAGGGGAGGGAGAGGGAGAGCUGCCUGCGAUGGUUCAUGUCGUCGAGCGGCUGGUGAAGACCGACUAACCCGACCGAACACAGACAUCCGGAGAGAGCGAGAGAGAGAGAGAUAUAUAAAGUUUUUGCAGAAUGGGUGAUCAACGGCAACGUUCGUUAUCCACCUCGGGAGAAUCGCUCUAUGUUGUUCUGGGACUUGACAAAAAUGCUUCUCCAGAUGACAUUAAGAAGUCAUAUAGAAAACUUGCGUUGAAAUACCAUCCUGACAAGAAUCCAGAUAAUCCAGAAGCAUCUGAUAAAUUUAAGGAGAUAAACAACGCUCACGCAAUUCUGACUGAUGCCACAAAGCGGAAUAUUUAUGACAAGUAUGGAUCAUUGGGUCUCUACGUGGCAGAGCAGUUUGGCGAGGAGAAUGUAAAUACAUACUUCGUCUUGUCCAGCUGGUGGGCAAAGGCAUUGUUUGUCUUCUGUGGAGUGAUCACUGGUUGCUACUUCUGCUGCUGCCUCUGCUGCUGCUGUAAUUGCUGCUGUGGCAAGUGUAAACCCAAGCCCCCUGAAGGGGAGGAGCAAGAAUAUUAUGUCUCGCCAGAGGAUCUGGAGGCACAGCUACAGUCAGACAUGGAGAAAGAAUCCAGGCUAUGAAAUUAUUGCCAAUUGAUGCAUGGGCAAUUUAGAGGGAGAUGGAGCAAUUGUGGUGCAGCCAACAUCAGCCACAGAAACAACCCAGCUGACCAGUGACAGUCACCCCAGCUACCACACUGAAUGAUUUAAUUUAACCAAGUUUGCUCUUGUAAUUAAAAAAAAUAUAUUUACAAUUCAUUUCAACACUGGGAUAGUUAAAGCUAUAGAUUGAACGUUCACAAGAUUUCAUGCCCCGUCGAACGCAGCCACCAACAUUGAGAAGACCACCUUCCCUUAUCAUGCCUUUUGCCACUGUAAUUUAAUGCCACAACAAAGUACUGUAGCAGUCAGUAUUUAAAGCCAUUUGACACUUUUAUUUACAUAUUGUGAUGUGUGAAUGGAAUGACGUCAUGUAAUUGUUGAUUGAUAAUAGAAUCGGUGCACAUAAACUACCACUAGAAAUUCAGUGAUAGUCACGUUAACCUGUAGUUUUAUUGGCUUGUGUAGAAUGUUGCCAAUAACCAGUUUGUUUAUAGUGCUUUUUUUAUUUUUAUUUGAUGGGGGAAGCAAGUAAAAAGUGGUAAACUUUGCCUGUCAUUUUGUCGUGCAAUCACGAGAUGUACUCGACUGGAAUCAGUGCGCUAUCCACAUGAAGGGAGUUCUCAGUUAUGGUGAAAUAUCAGAUGCAGCUCAGCAUUACUGCUCAUUGUUGGUCUCAUUCAAUGUGGUAUUUUGAGAUGGUUUCUCACUGCCAAUUUCUGACAUCCAUGUAAUAUUCAAUUGGAUAACCCUCCCCUCCACCCACCCGAAGGGUGGAUUUCUUCAAUAACUCUGUUGCCGGAGACUUGCAGAGAAGAAAUAAAAAUCAUGAUUUUGAAAGCAUUUAAAUAUUUUUACAGGCCCUUGCAAGUGCGUAUGUAAAGUCUAGAUUUUUUUUUUUACAGUUGACAUCUGAAUGAAUACCUUAAUUGCAAUUUACGAUACGAUACAAUACAACUUUAUUCAUCCCAGGAGGGAAAUUAAGGAAAUGAAAACCAGUUUCAAGAAAUGACAUGAACUUAUAAUUGACUUGAUUGAGCCAGGCGGAUUGCUUGAUUGAUUGGUAAUGUGAUGCCCAAGUUAGAAUAAUAUUUGUGGGCAGCACACCUUUGGAAUUAAAAAUAUAUAUACUAUCAGAUUUAAGGGACUGAAAUAGAAUUAAUAUUCAGUACCAGUAAAAUUUAAGAAAUACUUAACCUCAUUCGCUCUCCCUGGUGGAUAACUAUCUAGAGCUUUCCUUAUUUGAUUAUUCUACUGAUUAUUCUUACUCUAUCCCCUAUCACUUUAUAUUUAUCUGCAAUAGAUUGAUGGCUGCAAACUUUGUAGAUCUUCUGAUGCUGCUGGGUCUUGAAUAAAAGAUAAUUUCUAUUUUCUAUGCUUGAGAAGUGUUGAAAUAGCUAGGGCAUGUCAAUUGGCUAAACACAUUUUGCUUACCAUUUCCAUUUUCAAUACAACUGUAUGAACUUUCAAACCCAUGCCUGCAGAAUCAUGAAAGUAUUGACCCUAAAGCUCCCUGUCCCAACUUUAACAUGCAUUCCUCCAUGUUCUGAUAUUUACCGUAUAAAACUGGUACGGUAACUCCAAAUCCAUUUUUUUUUGUUGGUAUUGUGUUCACUGUAAUGAAAGUGUUACCUGUGGAAUUUGCAAUGCUAGCAUAGCUUGGUUUAAUCAAGUGGAUAAGUGUCUCGUCAGCUACACAGUAAUAAUGCCUCUUCCAAUAAUGUGCAAAUGGAAGGGUAAUGUAAAAAAUAAUUGCUUUGUUCUGUAAUGAAUUUGGGUGACCUGUGCACACAGUAUAGAAGUCUUUUUUUUUAAUGGUACCUCUUGUAAAUUAUGUUCCAUUCAUAUGGUUCGUUUCUUGAGCAAAGCAUAUGUAUUUGGUAUUAUAAUUAGAAUUAAACUACCAUUUUUUUUUUUAAAUGACUAUUGGUACAGUGAAGGAGAACAGUGCUUCAUAAGUUCAUUAGUUUAUGAACUUAAAUGAUUCACAGAAUCUUGCAAUACAUUUGAAACAUUCCCUGUAAGACUUAAAUUAUAAGUAGUGCUGUGAGUCUGAACAAAGAGGACAGAUGCUGUCUAUAGUUUUGGAUUUUCUGUUCAUUGUAAACCACAGUGGCUCAAGGUACUGUUCAAAUCCACAACUUGUUGAAAACCACUCGAUUUCUCCAAUGGUCAAACCUUCACGUGGUUUUGAAUGCUAUUUAAAAAUUGUAUUUUAGGUUGGUAUAUUUAGUUGUCCAUCAUUGAAAGCUGCCAUAUUUAGUUUUAAUUUCGUAUGGUUUCAAUUUAAUGACCACUGCUGUUUCUGCGGCACUAUAACGUUGAAGAUAGAAUUCAGACUUGCCAUUUUUGUAGACGAUUAAUUUACUAACGGUGCAAGAUAAAAUGCCCUAGUUUGUUAAACAUUUUCAUAAUAGUGACCAAUUGAGGGAAAAGCAAAACUGGAUAGUGAAAAAACUCUUGUGUUUAUUACAUCGAAUGAUAAUUGCUUCUUUUGUUUUGGUUCCCCACUGCACCCACUAACUCAGUGUCAAGCUCCAAGUUGGAUUGUGAAUGUGUUGUCUAAAAGUCAGUUUGACAUGCCAGGGUUUAAUUUUGUCUUAUCUAAAUAAAACAGAGAUACCUUAACAUACUUUUCAAAUGUGAUGCAUUGCCGAAAUUUACAGAAAUGCUUUUAAUCACUCAGUACAUUUGUCGUGCCAGUCAUCAAAUGAGCGUAUAAUAUUAUUUUUAAAAACUACUACAAUUGAAUAAUAUUGCAAUUUAUAUAAUGCACAUUGCUCUCGCAUGUUACAGGAAUAACACUAAACCGACUGAACAAUAAAUGAUAUGAGAAAAUUGGAUUUGGCUGCAGGUAAAAUAUUGUAACGCCAGAAUGAAUUGUGUGAACUAUUCAAAAUUUGAUAGUAGAUUCUUAAAAUUCUGAUUAUUGGUGUAAAAAUAGAAUCAAACAUUGUUAUGCAAUCUUUUUGGUAUUCUUAAAAGGACCAUAGUUGAAAUUCUAUGUAAGUAGAUGUGGUUAUGUUAACUACAGGACUUGAAGCCCAUGGACUCCUGUACAUACAAUAAAUUGUAAUGUUUUUAGCAUGGUUAUUUAUGUACUGUAUUGCUGAAAAUCAUUGGUAAUUUAUUUGAUUUGCAGUUAUAAAAUAAAUGUUUCCGACGCUUAAA